AAUUCUUCACAUGCCAUUAGUCAAUGGACAGACUACUGUUUUCACUUUUGUAUUGUUAUUUGGAUAAUUAUUUAAGACAUGCAUUGUCUUAAAAAAAAGGUUAUUACAACAUGUUAAGGUGAUAAUCAUUAGUUUAAUCAGAAAUCUAAGUAACAUGAGAUGUCCUGUUAAUUUACAAAUAAAACAAAGCUCCCACAGAUAUAAAUUCAAGCAUCUGCAUGUGGAUUCUAACUGUGCAAGAAAAGUAAUAAUGCCUUUUCAAAAAAAAAAAAAAGUAACAAUAAAAAAGGGUUAUUGGAUAGCCUUUAAAUGUCAAUGGCAUGCUCAACAAGAAGCAGAAGGAAGACAUCCUACUUAUCCUAUAUGGAUGCAAGAAUCUCUUUUUCCAAUGAUUUUGCAGAAGCCCAGAUGGCCAUCAAGAGUAGUGAAAGCAACUACAGAGAAGCACCAGUUUCCUCAGACUUCCAAUUCUCAGUGAAGAACUACAGAAUGAUACCAGCUGAUGAAGCCAUCUUUAAGGGAAUGUUGGUGCCUUUGAAGGAGAAUUGCACUAAGAUGACUUUAAGAGAUGCAUUGCUUGCUGAUGAUGAUCAUGAGAAUGCAUUGCCAAAGCUACCAAAGAACUCAUGGUGGUGGAAGGAGAAGUUAGGCUUAAAGAAGUCCAGAAGUAAUGACAAGAAAUAUUAUGGUGCUCCUGCUCCACCAAAAACCACAGGUGAGAUGGAAUGAUUCUACAUGUUUCGAGGUUUAUUUGACUUCCCAACAUUCUUUCAUGAGCUUUGUCACUCUUAGCCUCCCAGUCUUUCCCUUACUACUACUCCUAAUGAACGUUUUGUUUAAAUGUUUUCAUCUGUACAAAUGCUUGCAGUAAUAGAAAAUCCAAGAAGUUACGAAC
This is a messenger RNA of Tripterygium wilfordii, 895 nucleotides long. RefSeq lists its product as uncharacterized. The transcript has a single exon. Lineage: Eukaryota; Viridiplantae; Streptophyta; Magnoliopsida; Celastrales; Celastraceae. The record is from RefSeq and is a predicted model, not a curated record. The coding region runs from base 310 to 729 and encodes 139 amino acids.